CAUUACGCCAUCGAUUCGGUCUAUCGUAUCCCUAUCAACAUCGGUUUCCGUCAUCUCGCGAGCUCGUUCGAUUCGCACUUGAGAGAAAGCGUGAGCUCAAGAAGGCCUCCUGGCCUUUCGUUGAUCUUCGUCCUUUUACGGGCCUACAGCUCGUCCUAACUUUCUCGGUCGUCUGAUGCAAUCUCGUUCUGAGUGACAACUCCGUGCGUCGUCAUCGUCCUGCUCCGUGCACUAAUCGAGGUGCCGGCUUCCCUUGCAAAAAACCAAGACCUCAGCGAUUACCACUUGGCUUCAAAAGUAAUGAGAUUGAAAUUAUGAAGCUGAAAACUCACUCAGUUUUUUCUGUAACACCCACCAAAUCGAAUACAUUACUCCUUCUGCCCCCAGAGCAUCAAAUUGCUUUCUUAAGUACUCAAAUAAAAAGAUGUGACUUCUCCCGAUUUUAUUCUGAUAUUGGUCAAAGGUGGUACGCGAGAUUGACGCAUUGAAAUAAGAAUAAGUACCAGUGUGUAUUGCAGGACGAGGCGAAGUGUAACGUUAAUAAUUGUACUUACAAUUUACAACCUCUAGCUGCAACCAUUACUCGAGCGACGGAUCUGCUUGAGCGAAAGUAUUCCGUUGCUUGAGCGAAAGGUAUUCCGAGGCAACCACCAAGCUAGUUGCUUGGCCUUCAGCCUAUUUCUUAUUUUCACGAUUUCUACACCGCGCAUCAGUUCUGUUGUUUUCGUUUUGUCAGACCGACGCAUUGACAAACACGCUGCACCAGAACAGUUUUGAUGUUCGAGAGAGAAUAUUAAGGCAACUUACUUCUUCCGACGAGCACCAGCAGCUAGGACCAGUCAGUUUCAUUGAUCUUCUAGGAAAAGGACGCAUAGUAUUCGUUUGUUUCUAGUUCUGCGAAGCCAGCAUGCCUUCCCCAACUAAUGCGACACCACGAAGUGCGCGGGACCAGCACGAGCGCGAGAAGAUGUUAAGCUCGCGCGCCGAUGCGAGUAUCGCGGCGGGUCGGCGGCACAGCAUGCGGUGGCGCGUCCUGGCGAUGACCUGUGUGGGCCUCUUAUGGCUUUCUCAAACGCUACGCUGAUCGCUGUUACAUAGUUUUUCUGUUUUUGUCGCACAGAAAAACUAAAAUACACUAGCCCACUGCCACUUCAAACGGACACGAAGAUAAACAUAAAGCAUCGUGCUUGCAUGACAUCAAGGCCCUCGCGAGGACUUGCUCAACAGUAUUGAAGAAAUCUUAUCUAAACACAAAAAAAAUGUACCGGAAGACGCAAAAAACUCUCGGCAGUUUCGCUUUUCCUUUGCAUGACGUCGUGACAGCGAUUCAUGUAAAAACGGUUGAGAACGCUAUAUCUGUUUGGGCAAUUUUAUGCGUACGACAAUCCGUCCACGCUAUUCAACGCCAUGAAACAACGCUUCGGGCACGACGAGCACUUUGACAUCCACUUCAGCAUGCUCUACUCGCUCUACAGCUUCCCCAACAUUGUGCUCCCGCUCGUCUGCGGCAUCCUCAUUGACCGAGUUGGCAUUAAGGUAAAAAGUACAACAUCUUCCACUUUUAUUUCGUUGUUUGCGUAUGACGAAAAUAGAAAUACUAAUUUCAUCAAAGAUUGUUUGCUUGGUGCUUUGUCAGAGCAAAGCGGAUGCUGAGCUGUCAUUCAGCUACGGCUCACUCAUGAUUCGAGGACGACCUCGACUUGCUCACAACUAUUUAUCGAACACAAGAAAAAGAAUGAAGCGUGAUCGUGAAGAUCGUGAAGGAGUGACAAAGACGUUUAUAUUUCAGUAGCAUGCAGCGACGACGAUGGAUGACGAUCACCAUCUGCAUCUCAUCACGAUUAUUCUCUUUAGAAGAGGACUCAGACUCCUGACAGGAGAAAGACACAAACAUAUUGAAUAAUGUGACACUUUUUCUACAACAGGUGAGCGUGCUUGCGCUAGCUACGUGUGUAGUCACGGGUGCGGGACUGGUAGCUUUGGGCUGCAGGGCAAACUCUUGGACACUGAUGCUAUGCGGCCGCGCGCUAUUCGGAAUCGGUGGUGAAAGUCUGCAAGUGGCACAGAACGCACUCCUCUUCUCGUACUACAGUUGAUUUCAGACUAUUUCCAUGCUGUUGCAUUUCUUUUGGUUUGUUUCCUCGCUGCAACUCUCUCCAUGUGGUCGAUUCGGCGCAGAGGAAUACGAAUAUGACGAUAGUGAUAUUAGAUCAGAGGAAAUAACGACGAGAAAGUCCCAGUGUUUUCAAAUCUGUCCUCUACCAGCAUAUGUACUAUUCAUCUUGCGUUCUUUGUGAAAAUGAGGUGAAAAAGCCAACGGCCUUGUCGUCUUCUCUCUAGGUACUUCGAGGGGGCUGAAAUCGCGUUGGCGCUGGGCUUGAAUUUGAGCAUUGCACGCAUGGGAAGCUCGGUGAACGCCAUUGUGACUCCCUGGAUUGCCACACUGACCAACAACGACCCUGUGAUUCCGUUCUUGGUGGGGUUUGUGCUGUGUGCCAUUUCCGGUCUCGCAAACUUCGGGUCCGUCUGGGGCGAGAAGCUGACGAAGGCGGCCGAUGAUGAUGAAGAGGUGUCGCUGGGAAUGAUCACCAGGCUACCCAGGCACUUCUGGUACCUGUGCGCCCUGUGCGUGCUCAUGUACGGGGCAAUUCUUCCCUUCAACAACAUCGCUCAACCGCUGUUCGUGGCAACGUACUCCUUGUUAUCUUCUUUCUCUUUGCAGUAUCAGAUUCAGAAGGCAGCAUGUCGAUAGGAUAGUUGAUUGUCAUUUUGGUUUUUCAACGCUUCGCAGGAAUGUUUCUCAUGCACAGGGUUCCAUCUUCUGUUUGGUUUUCGUGGAUGCAUUGUGCACAAUAAGCGUCACGAAAGAACAACUCCCUCAAGGCUCAUAAAUACUAAAAUCACAGGACCUACAGCAAUGAAGAAGUUGCAGUUGGAAGCGCCCACGCUUCUCGUGCGGCCGCGUGGAUGUUUAUCAUCAGCGCUUUCGCGACCCCAAUUUUCGGGCAUUUCGUUGACAAGUUCGGGCAGAGAACGAUUCUGCUUGCUGCGAGCGCGACCAUUUUGGCGUUUACUCACGGCAUGAUGCUGAUGCUAAGCCCCUACAUGGCCAGCUUUCAGCUCGGCUCCGUCUACACCGUUUUCGCUGCGGCGCUGUGGCCGAGCAUUGCUCUCACGGUCGCGAAGAACUGCCUCGGCACCGCAUAUGGCGUUACGGUCUCACUGCAAAACAUCGGCUUGGCUCUGAUUCCCUUGCUGGUCGGAGACCUACAGCAGCGAACGGUAUAGCUAUUGCAAUUAGAUAAGUUUUUAGUUUAAGAAAAAAAAUGGGAUAACUAAUGGUCGGCAUCUGUUCGCUUCCCUUGUCUUAGUUUGCUCUUCUUGCUGCACAUAUAAUGCUUUAUGCUCUUCUUGCUGCCUUUGGCUGUGCAUUUUGGUCUUCAUUUGAUCAUGUUGCACGAAUUGCUAGUUGAAAGCAAGAGCAAGGAACUGCUUACCCUUUUCAUUUUCUCAGAGUCAGUGUGUGGAUGAAAGUUUGUCUUGGUUUCUCGAACCUGAAGGACAAGAUCAAGAAACACUACAAAGGUCCACAAAUGAGGUACACGAUGUCAACAUGGUCAUCUUAUAUAACAUGGGCAAUAUGAUCCUGAUCAUCAAUUUUGUCCUCUCACUUGUUCCCAUUUCCUUAUCUUGCGUUAUGAAUGGCAUAAAACAGGAGGGGCCAAGCGUGACAGAAGAGCAGAAGCUUGCGGGGUACGGAGAAAUCGAGAAAUUUUUCACGUUUAUCGGCCUCGUCUCUACUGGUAUUGCGUGGGCGCUGCACUUCGAGGCUGGGCCGCUGAGCCCGCUCGUUCUCCCAAGCGGCGCUGCUGUCAAGGGCGCGUCCCCGAGAAGUAGGAAGCAAGAACAUGACGACGUGGAGGACGACAGCACUCUAGGAACGGAGAUCAGACCAAUACUAACUCCGAAGAGUGCGACUAAAAACGCCAUGAUGAAGCAGGGGAACAAAUACGGUGCCGACAGUACCACAGCAUCAGACUAUGGGAGUUCGAGCUCUUGA
Amoebophrya sp. A120 is the source of this 4060-nucleotide messenger RNA. The record is from the annotation of a GenBank genome assembly. NCBI's taxonomy places the organism in Eukaryota, Dinophyceae, Syndiniales, Amoebophryaceae.